GUGACAGCACCGACAAGAUGGCGGAGGGCACAAGCGCAAAGUGAGGAGGACAACACAACAUUUAUCGCACAGCUGAAGACAUUUGUAUUGUUUUCACUACGGCUGGUGGGUCUGGUUGUUCGGCUCGCACAUCGGACCGGUGCAGGGGCGGCGUGGAACCAAUGCACCCGAGCUUGUGUUAUGCAAGGGAAGUCUAUCGGCGGAAGACGGGACAUUGUCAACUCAACCCAAGUCAAGCAAAAAAAAAAAAAAAGCCUGCGUGCACUUCGUAAAAAUAUCUGAAAUGCCGAGAAACGGCACUUCGCUGUCGCAUAUAUGUUAACGUUUUCUAGAUGUUUUUCUGUUUUGUUUGGAAUUUCUCUGUAGUUGCCCAUCGACUCUCGGGAUAGCCAACUAGCUAAUGGUACCUGAAUCACUUGGUUUCAGUCCAAAAGGAAAAGACCCUCGGAACACGGUGUUCCGACGGAGCGCUUAGCCGGAGGUUCUGAAAGUCAGGCUGAUUGCGAUCUGUGGCUAAUUGACUGUGUAUUUCUGUCCGUGGAGGAGGAAACGGUUUCCCCCACAAUAAGCAAGAAGACGGAGUAUUCAAAAACAGCGUUAUAGUGUAAAGGGUCCACGCUUGGGAAUUCACGUCGCAGUUUGUUUUAUUUCUGCUUUUAGACAACUUGCGUGACGCCAUGGCGCACUCCCCGGUACAGGGUGGCCUUCCAGGGAUGCAGAAUCUAAAAGCAGACCCAGAGGAGCUGUUCACCAAGCUGGAGAAGAUCGGCAAAGGCUCCUUCGGGGAAGUGUUCAAAGGCAUUGACAAUCGGACUCAGAAAGUUGUGGCCAUUAAAAUAAUCGACCUCGAGGAAGCGGAGGACGAAAUCGAAGACAUUCAGCAAGAAAUCACCGUUCUGAGCCAGUGUGACAGUCCCUUUGUCACCAAGUACUACGGAUCCUAUCUCAAGGACACAAAAUUAUGGAUUAUUAUGGAAUACUUAGGUGGAGGAUCAGCCUUGGAUUUGCUGGAGCCCGGGGCGCUGGACGAAACACAGAUCGCUACCAUUCUUCGCGAGAUACUGAAAGGCCUAGAGUACCUGCACUCAGAAAAGAAAAUCCACCGAGAUAUCAAAGCCGCCAAUGUCUUACUUUCGGAGCAAGGUGACGUGAAGCUGGCGGACUUCGGCGUGGCGGGACAGCUAACAGACACGCAGAUCAAGAGGAACACGUUCGUGGGCACGCCCUUUUGGAUGGCCCCGGAGGUCAUAAAGCAGUCCGCGUACGACUCGAAAGCAGACAUCUGGUCAUUGGGUAUAACGGCGAUAGAGCUGGCGAAGGGGGAGCCCCCCCACUCAGAACUUCACCCCAUGAAGGUCCUCUUCCUCAUCCCAAAAAAUAACCCCCCCACACUGGAGGGGAACUACAGCAAACCCCUCAAAGAGUUUGUGGAGGCGUGCCUGAACAAGGAGCCCAGCUUCAGGCCAACCGCCAAAGAGCUGCUGAAGCACAAGCUAAUCGUCCGCCACGCCAAGAAGACGUCGUACCUGACGGAGCUCAUCGACAAGUACAAGAGGUGGAAAGCGGAGCAGUCCCGGGACGAGUCCAGCUCAGAAGAGUCCGAUACGGAGCAAGACGGUCAGGCGGCGGGGGGCAACGACUCUGGGAACGACGACUGGAUCUUCAACACAAUCAGGGAGAAGGACCCCAAAAAGCUGCAGAACGGGACGGCCCAGCCCGGCGAGCUGGAGAGGAGCAGGGUACAAGACAUUCCAAAGAGGCCUUUGUCACAGAGCUUGUCCACAAUUAUUUCUCCGUUGUUUGCUGAGCUGAAGCAGAAGAGUGAGGCGAACAACGGCAAACCCGAGGCGCUGGAGGAGCUGAGGGAGGCCAUCUUCCUGGCGGAGGAGGCCUGUCCCGGGAUCUCAGACUCCAUGGUAUCUGAGCUGGUGCAGAGACUACAGAGGUUCUCUGUGUCCAGGGCGUCAUCCUCCUCCCAGUAAGCGCUGUUGUGUUUCCCAUGGCCUCCCACUGUCUCCCAGGAAGGGCCCUCAUCUGCCAGCCGCUUAAAGCAAACUCUUCCACCUUCCCUUCCCUUCUGUUUUACUUUACUGUUGUAGUGCACAUAUUUAGAAAGAGGCGUGUAGCGGAGAGGGUGGAGCGGCCGGACGCACUGCCUGCCUGUAGGAUCCACCUGCACUGUGGCAUCAAUCUCUGUACCUCUUCAUCCGGUGAAUCUCACUCUUGGGGCAGUUUUUUCCAGUGCGUCCAAAAAAAA
Messenger RNA from Megalops cyprinoides (Indo-Pacific tarpon), 2257 nucleotides. RefSeq names its product serine/threonine-protein kinase 24. The record is from RefSeq and is a predicted model, not a curated record. The transcript has 11 exons. Gene Ontology annotation, biological process: protein phosphorylation. Gene Ontology annotation, molecular function: ATP binding; protein kinase activity. Bases 678 to 1982 code for a protein of 434 amino acids. NCBI's taxonomy places the organism in Eukaryota, Metazoa, Chordata, Actinopteri, Elopiformes, Megalopidae.